GAACCCUUCCACCCUCCACCUCACACCUUUCUCUCACCACGACUAAUUGCUGCGAAGGGCUGUAGCGGUAUCUGAAGCUGUCAUCAUGAUAUCCACUCGUUCUUUCGUUGCGCCUAUGCGCCAAUGCCUUCGACAGGCUCGCGCAACUCCCAUUCGGAGCCCAGCGUUGGUCCAGACUCAAUCCAGGUCAUAUGCUGUUCCUUCGGAGAGCAGAGUCGCUCAAUUCAACGGAACAAAGGGCAACGAUGGUAAAUACACCGUCAGUCUAAUCGAGGGAGACGGCAUUGGACCAGAGAUUUCACAAUCUGUAAAAGAUAUCUUCGACGCCGCAGGAGCACCGAUCAAAUGGGAAUCUGUGGACGUCACGCCGCGACUGAAGGACGGUAAGACUGUGAUUCCGGACGAGGCCAUCGAGAGCAUCACGAAGAACUUUGUCGCACUCAAGGGACCCCUCGCAACACCCAUUGGCAAGGGCCACGUCUCGCUCAACCUUACCCUCCGCCGCACUUUCAACCUCUUCGCAAACGUUCGUCCUUGCAAGUCUAUUGCCGGCUACAAGACCCCCUACGACGGCGUUGACACUGUCCUGAUUCGUGAGAAUACCGAGGGAGAGUACUCUGGUAUUGAGCACGUCGUAGUCGACGGUGUUGUGCAAAGUAUCAAGCUUAUCACUCGAGAGGCCUCUGAGCGUGUCCUCCGGUUUGCCUUCCAGCAUGCCGAGGAGAUUGGCCGGACAAAGGUACGCGCCGUCCACAAGGCCACCAUCAUGAAGAUGUCCGACGGUCUAUUCCUCAACACCGCGCGCGAGAUCUCCAAGGAGUUCCCCAACAUUGAAUUCGACGCGGAGCUUCUAGACAACACAUGCUUGAAGAUGGUCACCGACCCGACGCCUUACAACGACAAGGUCUUGGUCAUGCCUAACCUGUACGGAGACAUUCUGUCCGACAUGUGCGCUGGUCUGAUCGGUGGCCUCGGUCUUACUCCCUCCGGUAACAUUGGCGACGAGUGCUCCAUCUUCGAAGCCGUCCACGGCUCGGCUCCUGAUAUCGCUGGCAAGCAGCUUGCCAACCCUACCGCUCUGCUCCUGUCCAGUAUCAUGAUGCUUCAGCACAUGGGUCUCCACGAACACGCCAACAAGAUCCGCGAUGCGAUCUUCAAGGUCCUUGCCGAGGGCAAGACCAUCACGGGUGAUCUCGGCGGCUCAGCAAAGACGUUCCAGUAUGCGGAUGCAGUCAUCAAGGCUCUAUAGGCUCUUUCUUCUCCUUCAAACUCGGAUUCUCCUUGGCUUCUUAAACAUAACGCGCGCAUAUGGCAGUAGACGAACGAACGAACGGAAGGAACGGAGGGGUAUGAUGGGAAUGAUGCAUCUUGUUGAUAUGUACUGCGUGGCCUCUUAAAUAAAGACUGUACUAUACCUGGCACGGAGUGUUUCCCCCUCCAACCCAGGCCUAGACCUUUAGCGAUGAAUACAUAUACAUAUAUAUACAUACACCUACUCGUACACGUUUCUGCUCCACACACCUACUCCCACAACUACACA
Molecule: messenger RNA, 1540 nt
Organism: Pseudovirgaria hyperparasitica
Lineage: Eukaryota; Fungi; Ascomycota; Dothideomycetes; Acrospermales; Acrospermaceae
Product: isocitrate dehydrogenase, NAD-dependent
Exons: 4
Coding region: 86-1249 (387 amino acids)
Biological process (GO): isocitrate metabolic process; tricarboxylic acid cycle
Cellular component (GO): mitochondrion
Molecular function (GO): NAD binding; magnesium ion binding; isocitrate dehydrogenase (NAD+) activity
Source: RefSeq, a predicted model, not a curated record